AUGGAUUUUGCAGAAAUAAAGAAGAAUUCGCCAAUAUACACACCAUCAAUGGUGUCUUGUGCAACUAGCCCACAAAAUGUUAGUAAGAAUAGAUACACUGACGUUUUGGCUUUAAACAGUACACGUGUCAAGUUAGGAGAAGAUGAGAGAUAUAUAAACGCAGACUACUUGAUGAAUGGCAGACUCAUCGCGUGUCAGGCACCAAUCCCAACGACUGUAGAAGAUUUUUUAGAGAUGAUAGUGCAAGAAGAACCCGCAAUGGUAGUCAUGCUAACUCGAUGCCAAGAAGGGUUUGGGGUUAAAGCCACUCCUUAUUGGGGAUAUGCCUACCAAAACGGUCAAGCUGUCUUUGGGAAAUACACUGUGACGACGUUAGACACUUUAUACCCGGACGUCAAAGAGUCCGAGUAUCAACACGAUUUACAAAUCCGCCAUCUUCAAAUUCUUGAGGGCAAUAAGGCAUAUUCUUUUGUCCAAAUACAUUACCUGGGGUGGCCUGAUAUGGGGGUGCCUAAACAUCCAGAGAACUUAGUUGAUUUGAUCUACGCACAAGUUCUAAUAGGAGCGACAGAUACCUUUGCCAAGAGAAACACAAUAGUGGUCCAUUGUUCUGCGGGAGUCGGAAGAACUGGCGUGUAUUGCAUUCUGUCCAGAAUCAUUGACCAAGUCGUCCACUCUAUUCUUGAAAAAACUACUUUUUACCAAGCACACCCUCGGAAGGAUACUCCAAAAAUCGUGGCUGACAUCGAUAAGGCGAUCGACAAGGUCGUCGAUGCUGCUCUUCAAAAUGAAGAGCCGGUCCCAUUCAGCUCGUGGGAAACCCUAAUUCCCCAAAUGAUCUUGUCCAUGCGAAACGAACGACCGCUGAUGGUCCAAAAGGACGAGCAGUACGGUUUCAUCUUCGAUUCUCUCGACUACUUCUAUUCCCAUGCAAUUUCAGUGAUCGAACAGUACUAUGAAGUCGCAGACGCAUUAGAGCCUCUGCUUCAACCAAUUCACAAAGACGUCUUGUUGGAAUUCAUCUCCCGUAAUCAGUUCUAA
Entamoeba invadens IP1 is the source of this 1041-nucleotide messenger RNA. RefSeq names its product protein-tyrosine phosphatase, putative. The transcript is spliced from 2 exons. Gene Ontology annotation, biological process: protein dephosphorylation. Lineage: Eukaryota; Evosea; Mastigamoebida; Endamoebidae. The record is from RefSeq and is a predicted model, not a curated record. Bases 1 to 1041 code for a protein of 346 amino acids. Gene Ontology annotation, molecular function: protein tyrosine phosphatase activity.